AUGUCUGGUGUUGUACGCGGCCCCGCUGGGAACAACGACUGCAGAAUAUAUGUAGGAAAUCUUCCUCCUGAUAUUCGCACUAAAGAUGUGGAAGAUGUGUUUUAUAAGUACGGCACCAUACGAGACAUUGACUUGAAAAACCGAAGAGGAGGUCCGCCCUUUGCGUUCAUUGAGUUUGAGGAUCCUAGGGACGCAGACGAUGCCGUGUACGGUCGUGAUGGAUAUGACUAUGAUGGGUACAGACUGCGUGUGGAGUUUCCCCGCAGCGGCCGAGGUUCCAGGGGAGGUGGAGGAGGAGGAGGUGGUGGUGGUGGCGGCGGCGGAGGUGGUGGAGGUUUCGGGGGGAUCGGAGGUGGUGGAGCUCCUAGAGGCAGAUACGGGCCUCCCUCCAGGCGCUCUGAAUACAGAGUCGUCGUGUCUGGUCUUCCACAGAGUGGCAGCUGGCAGGAUCUGAAGGACCACAUGCGUGAAGCAGGAGAUGUGUGUUAUGCUGAUGUUUACAGAGAUGGGACAGGAGUGGUAGAGUUUGUGCGCAAAGAAGACAUGACCUAUGCUGUUCGAAAGCUGGACAACACCAAAUUCCGCUCACACGAGGGAGAGACUGCUUAUGUUCGAGUGAAACUAGACGGCCCUCGCAGCCCCAGUUAUGGAAGGUCACGAUCUCGCAGCCGCGGAAGUAGAAGCAAAAGUCGCAGCGCCAGCCGCAGUCGCAGCAAUUCCCGGGGCAACGGCAGAGGAUCGCCACGCUACUCGCCACGCCACAGCCGCUCUCGCUCCCGAUCCUAA
Messenger RNA from Knipowitschia caucasica, 786 nucleotides. The record is from the annotation of a GenBank genome assembly. Lineage: Eukaryota; Metazoa; Chordata; Actinopteri; Gobiiformes; Gobiidae.